GAAAGUGAUUUGGGCAAAGGUGCUUUAUAAUCUCACCAGUGGUCACUAGACAGAAUGUUGGUAACGGUAGAAGCUAAUUUGGUCUGGAUUUCUUGUGUGAAUUUUGAAUUUUGUGAACACACGACUGGCUUGCCAAAGUGUUAUUGUGCUCCAAGCUCAGCGUGAUAACCAAUGUGAAUAUAUUUGCAAAACGUGUAAUUAGCAACGUUUAGCAGCAAAAACUGCACGAGUUAGCUAAGCUACCUAGUCUGACCAAAACAUUAGCAUCUCUCGACAGCAGCAACUAGACAAUAACACGGAAACAGCUGAUCCAGCAGUCAGCUGUUACGGACAUAAACGUUAGACACAGCAUGUGGAGGAGUUGUCCUUGCGGCUGCAGGAGUUUGUUGGCUUUGUUGCUAACCAUGGCUACAUGUCGCCAUCCCUGGCUGAGUCCGUGGGAGGAAACCGAAUGUUUCACCUACUAUGACAUGCUCACUCCUCACGAAAUUUAUGAAGUCGUGGGCUCUCAACUGACGGAAACCGACGUGGAAGUGUUGUCUUAUAUCUUGGAUGAAAUGUACCCCAAUGAACAUCCCCUUGAUCCAGAACAAUGGACCGAGACGGCUAGAGCACGCGACUCCGGACAGCUAGAGGUGGUCACGCCGCCAGACCCCCGACUGGUGAGAGCUUGGCGGCGGGUCCGGCCCCGCUGUCGGCCAUGUCCGGAGGCCGCGCGACACAAGCCCAAAUGCGGCGUGGAACUGCUGCUGGAAUUGGAGAGGAGAGGUCAUCUGAGCGAGGCAAACCUUGAGCCCCUCCUGCAGCUCCUGCGGGUGCUCACGCGACACGACCUCCUGCCCUUCGUCUCACGCAAGAAGAGAAGAACAGUGUCGCCAGAGAGGGACUACCCGGUCCCGAUGGAGGAGGCCGCCAUGGAAGGAACCUCUAAGAAUACCAGCUGCAGCCAUGCCGGCCCACCCAGUGACUGCUCCUCGGAACUCUGGAGGGAAGGGGUUGACCCUAUGCGAGCUGCAGCUCCUAUGAGGCGUAAGCGGGGCAAAGGGCGUCAGUGGACGCGCAGGAAAGGCCCCAAACCCCCAGAGUUUCAGCCUCCUCCAGUCCCCAACAAAGUCACCUGUGAUAUCCGUCUGCGUGUGCGUCCCGAGUACUCCGAGCAGGAGUCGGUCCUGCGUGCGUCUGUCUCGUCUACCAAGCGUGAGCCGCUGGCGCGUCAGCUGGACCUGUUUGGCCGUGCCAACGCCAUGCUGCGGGCACGGGACCUGGGCUCCAUCAACUGUGACAUCAAGUUCUCAGAGGUGUCCAAGCUGGACGCGUUCUGGGCAGACUACCUGAGCGGCGCGCUGACCGAGGCGCUGAAGGACGUGUUCCUCACGGACGCGCUUCGGCGGGCCGCCGGACACCACCGCUUGCAGCUGCUGGUCAGCGUCGACCAGGACGACUACGAGCAUGGACGCCGCAUGCUGAUGGAGCAGCUCACAGACCACUCACACCAGGUCCCAGCUGGACGUGAGGAAGCUCACUGGUGACGACACAGCAGAAGGAUUUUUAUUUGUGACCUCUGACCUCUUCCAUUGGUACUAUGGUGACGCUGACGAGAGGUUACAUCGUGUCAGACCACAGCAGAGGCCAAACUGCUGUGUCUGUGUGUGUGUGGUGAUGCUGAGAGACUGUGUCGUCAGACUGCACAAGAGGCCAAACUGCUGUGUGUGUGUGUGUGUGUGUGUCCAUACUGAUUAAGUAUCCUUACACCGUCUAGAGAGAGAGAGAGAGAGAGAGAGAGAGAGAGAGUGUGUGUGAGAGAGAGAGAGGGAGAGAGAGAGGGUUGUGUGUGUGUGAGAGUGGGGGUGUGUGCGAGAGUGAGUGGGUGGGAUGUGUGGUGAAACUACUGCCAAACUUCCACGAUAACUGGAAGCAGGGCCAUGGGCCGUGUGUGUGAGUGUGUAUGUGUGUGUUCUGUAA
Messenger RNA from Alosa alosa (allis shad), 1962 nucleotides. RefSeq names its product death effector domain-containing 1 (gene dedd2). The record is from RefSeq and is a predicted model, not a curated record. Bases 351 to 1529 code for a protein of 392 amino acids. Gene Ontology annotation, biological process: regulation of apoptotic process; extrinsic apoptotic signaling pathway via death domain receptors; apoptotic process. Gene Ontology annotation, molecular function: DNA binding; protein binding. Gene Ontology annotation, cellular component: nucleolus. The transcript is spliced from 6 exons. NCBI's taxonomy places the organism in Eukaryota, Metazoa, Chordata, Actinopteri, Clupeiformes, Clupeidae.